AUGGUCAUCACUGUCCAUACAGCGGAAUCGGUGUCAGAGUCGUCGUCCGUCGGCAAGCAGCAUAUUCCAACUUUCAAGCACGACAUGGGAGGCGAAGAGACCCACGAGGAGCACGCCGUCGGCAGCAUGCUCCCUCCUCAUCACGAGGAGGAGCAACUGUGGUGGUCGCGUAUCCGUGAGAACUGCCAGGAUGGCUUCUCCGAGUUCUUUGGAACCAUGAUUAUGAUCCUCUUUGGCGACGGUGUCGUUGCCCAGGUCGUUCUUAGCAACAGCACCAAGGGUGACUACCAGAGUAUCUCUUGGGGUUGGGGAUUGGCAGUCAUGCUCGGCGUCUACGUGGGCAAGAAAUCCGGCGGUCACCUCAACCCGGCAGUGACACUCGCCAACUGCGUAUACCGCGGCCACCCGUGGCGCAAAUUCCCCAUCUACUUCAUCGGCCAGCUCCUGGGCGCCAUGGCGGGCGCCUUCAUCGUGUACGGAAACUACAUCAGCGCCAUUGACAACUUUGAGGGCGGCCCGGGCAUCCGCACCGUCGGCGGCGUCAACUCGUCCGCCGGCAUCUUUUGCACGUACCCGGCCGCCUUCAUGACCCGGACGGGCAUGUUCUUUUCGGAAAUCGUGGCGUCCACCAUUCUCAUGUUCUCAAUCUUUGCCCUCGCCGACCCCGCCAACGGAGCCGCCGGCCCCUUUAUGCCCUUGGCCCUCUUCUUCCUGAUUUUUGGCAUCGGUGCCUGCUUCGGUUGGGAGACUGGCUACGCCAUCAACCUGGCGCGUGACUUUGGCCCCCGCCUGGUUUCGUACAUUGUCGGAUACGGGUCUGAUGUGUGGUCCGCUGGUGGAUACUAUUUCUGGAUCCCCAUGGUCGCUCCUUUCUUCGGUACCCUCUUUGGCGGCUUCCUGUACGACGUCUUCAUCUUCACCGGCGAGAGCCCCAUCAACACGCCAUACUUUGGCCUCACAAGACUCUUCCGCCCUCGCCGAGACGUCUGGUCCAACACCUACAAGAACCGCUUGGAGAAGGUGUAG
Messenger RNA from Colletotrichum godetiae, 1026 nucleotides. Its product is annotated as MIP family channel protein. Gene Ontology annotation, molecular function: glycerol channel activity; water channel activity. The transcript is spliced from 3 exons. The record is from RefSeq and is a predicted model, not a curated record. Lineage: Eukaryota; Fungi; Ascomycota; Sordariomycetes; Glomerellales; Glomerellaceae. Gene Ontology annotation, cellular component: plasma membrane. Bases 1 to 1026 code for a protein of 341 amino acids. Gene Ontology annotation, biological process: water transport; glycerol transmembrane transport.